UUCUUUUUUAGCAUGUCCUUAUGACUGAUAACAUUUUAACUAAUUUUCUCUGAAACAUUUUGACUAAUUUCCUCUGAAGUAUAUAAAUGUGCAAAGUAUUUUGGAUUUAAAACUGACAGAUAGAAGUCAUAGGCGGAAAUUGAGGGAGAUGUUUGAAACUCGUCCCCAUGUCUCCAAAUGCCUUAGAGAUCAAAAAACGCCUCCUUCAAGGAGGUUUCAGUUCCUUGAAGCAGCUCAAGCAUGUCCAUGCUCUGCUUAUCCGCCUCGACCUCGAUCAAGACAACUAUCUCCUCAACAUGAUCUUCAAACUCUGCUUCACUACUGGUUCUCACACUACUACUCACUACACUAAACUUGUUUUUCACCAAACACAACAACCCAAUAUCUAUCUCUACAAUACGAUCAUAAGGGGCUUCGUUUCCAAUGAUUGUUUCGACGAAGCUAUUCAAUUCUAUGGUUUAAUGCGGAGAGACGGCUUUUUACCCAACAAUUUCACUUUCCCUUUUGUUCUAAAAGCGUGCACGAGGCUUUCAGAUUUCCAAUUGGGUCUGAAAAUGCAUACCCUUGUGGUGAAAGCUGGUUUCCAUUACGAUGUGUUUGUUAAGACUGGUUUGGUUUGUUUGUAUGCGAAAUGUGGGUACUUGGGAAAUGCCCAUCAAGUGUUUGAUGAUAUACCUGACAAGAAUGUUGUUUCUUGGACGGCAAUUAUUAGUGGGUAUAUUGGGUUUGGUCAAUUUAGGGAAGCAAUUGAUAUGUUUCAUAGGCUGUUGGAGAUGGGUUUGAGGCCUGAUAGUUAUACAGUUGUUCGUGUUUUGUCCGCGUGUACUCAAUUAGGGGAUUUGAGUAGUGGAGAGUGGAUACAUAGAUAUGUAGUAGAAAAUGGAAUGGAAAGGAAUAUCUUUAUAGGCACUGCUUUAGUGGAUAUGUAUGCCAAGUUUGCAAACAUGGAUAGAGCUCGUAGUGUCUUUGAUGGGAUGCCCGAGAAGGAUAUAGUUUCUUGGAGUGCCAUGAUUCAGGGUUAUGCAUCAAAUGGACUACCAAAAGAAGCCCUAGACCUCUUUUACCACAUGCAAAGAGAAAAUUUAAAGCCUGAUUGUUAUACCAUGGUUGGAGUUCUUUCUGCUUGCAGCAAAUUAGGAGCGCUAGAAUUAGGGAACCGGGCAAGUAGCUUAAUUGAGAAAAAUGAGUUUUUGAUCAACCCGGUUUUGGGCACAGCACUCAUUGACAUGUAUGCAAAAUGUGGGAAGAUGACUUCAGCUUGGAAAGUCUUUAAAGGGAUGAAGGAGAGAGACCUUGUGGUGUGGAAUGCUGUAAUAUCUGGUCUUGCCAUGAAUGGCUAUGUCAAAGCUGCAUUUGGUCUAUUUGGCCAAGUAGAGAAAUAUGGGAUAAGACCUAAUGAGAAUACCUUCAUGGGUCUUCUUUGUGGGUGUACUCAUGCCGGUCUUGUUAAUGAUGGUCGUAAGUAUUUUAAUAGCAUGAAUCACGUCUAUUCUUUGACUCCUACUAUUGAGCACUAUGGAUGUAUGGUUGAUCUUCUUGGCCGUGCAGGGCUAUUAGAUGAAGCCCAUCAACUAAUCAAAAGUAUGCCAAUGCAGGCUAAUGCCAUUGUUUGGGGAGCUUUGUUAGGUGGAUGUAGGGUACAUCGAGAUACACGACUGGCUGAACUUGUAUUGGAACGGUUGAUUGAGUUGGAACCUUGGAACUCUAGUAAUUAUGUACUAUUGUCAAAUAUUUACUCGGCAUACCAAAGAUGGGAUGAUGCAGAAAAAAUGAGGUCAUCUAUGAUUGAGAGAGGGAUUAAGAAAACGCCUGGUUAUAGUUGGAUUGAAGUAGAUGGAGUUGUUCACGAGUUCCUUGUGGGAGACAUGACUCAUCCCUUAUCAUAUAAGAUAUAUGCAAAACUUGGUGAAUGGAGUAAAGAAUUGAAAGCAGCUGGUUAUGUUCCGACAACAGAAUUUGUGCUUUUUGAUAUUGAAGAUGAGGAGAAGGAGCAUUUCCUUGGUUGUCACAGUGAGAAGCUAGCUAUUGCAUUUGCUCUUAUCAGCACUGCUCCAGAUUAUGUAAUUCGAGUUGUGAAAAAUCUUCGGGUUUGUGGCGAUUGCCAUAUGGCCAUAAAACUCAUCUCAAAGAUUACUGGUAGAGAGAUAAUUGUUAGGGACAAUAACCGUUUCCACUGCUUUAUUGAGGGGUCAUGUUCAUGUAAAGAUUAUUGGUGAAAUAAGGGACAAAUUAACCCUGUUAUGGAUGAUAACAUGACAUGACCCUUUUACUAUGUAUUUUCAUGGAAAUUUAUGCUACAUUUUUAACGAGAAGGAAAACCACGUGAACCAAUUUUUCCGAAUAAUCUCUUUCACUCUCAUCUACCUGAUAAGAAGAAAAAUGGUGUUAGUGUUUUUGUAAUUUAUUGAUGAGAAUGCUGUCAACUGGGUAACAGACAUGGAAUAAGUAGAGGUUGAUUGAUCCUGAACUGUACAAAGCAGCCAAUCGGAAUGAUCCUGAGCUGUACAGAGCAGCCAAUAGGAAUGAUCCUGAAUCUCUGUUCCAAGUUGUGGCCAUGUCAGGUCUUGUUGAAUUCUUGUGUCAACUCGGCAACGUAGCUAAUUGAAUUGAAGAAGCAGUGCUCUUGCUCUAUUCGACUACUCAAUAAAUCCUACAAUCAUGUGGCUUUCAAGGUUAAAACUACAUCUCUGAAGAAAUAUUGCAUGCGACCAAGCAUCGCACUAUUAAACCAAAAUUAGCUUGUGAUUUCACUGCUACUGCUUGGGCAUGGGACAUGAGAGCAUCAAAAGCUAAGGGGCUAUGAGAAGCUGAGACUACAAAAUGUGAAGCGUUUGCUUGGUGGCCCUGCCUAGCUCAGUUGAAGGAAGUUUUGAGUUCGUGAUUGGAUUAUGAAUUUAGAUAGUGAUUUGGAAGGAACAG
Molecule: messenger RNA, 2919 nt
Organism: Camellia sinensis
Lineage: Eukaryota; Viridiplantae; Streptophyta; Magnoliopsida; Ericales; Theaceae
Source: RefSeq, a predicted model, not a curated record